Molecule: messenger RNA, 3085 nt
Organism: Thunnus maccoyii (southern bluefin tuna)
Lineage: Eukaryota; Metazoa; Chordata; Actinopteri; Scombriformes; Scombridae
Product: transcription factor IIIB 90 kDa subunit-like
Exons: 19
Coding region: 336-2456 (706 amino acids)
Biological process (GO): transcription by RNA polymerase III; DNA-templated transcription initiation; transcription preinitiation complex assembly
Cellular component (GO): transcription factor TFIIIB complex; nucleus; transcription preinitiation complex
Molecular function (GO): TBP-class protein binding; RNA polymerase III general transcription initiation factor activity; RNA polymerase III type 3 promoter sequence-specific DNA binding
Source: RefSeq, a predicted model, not a curated record
CGAGUCCGUUUGUUUACACUGAGAUGAUAUUUUAUAUAUUAAUAAAUAUAAAUCAUUAUAUUUCACAUUUAACGGCGUUGGACCUUUCCGUCGUCAUCCCCUCCCGCCAUGUGACGUCAUCUCAGCGCGUCACAGGAAGGGAAACAAAAACACCCCAAACAUUGAUCAGAAGCUUGAUAGUGAUCAGUUUUCAGUGUUUCACUAGUAAUCAGCUUAUCGAUCCGCAGACUGACUGCAGGUUAAAAUGGAUUCUAAGUGUUUCUAACCGCCAAACGGAUCCUAUUGAUCUCUGACCGCUUUCUACUGACGGCGGAGUGACCUCUGACCUCGGCACCAUGAGCUCCAGGCUGUGCAGGACCUGCGGGGGGUCGGACAUCGAUGUGGACCAGGCCCGGGGCAGCGCGGUGUGCACCGGCUGCGGCUCGGUUCUGGAGGACAACAUCAUCGUCUCUGAGGUCCAGUUUGUGGAGGGAAGCGGAGGCGUGUCGUCCGCCGUGGGACAGUUUGUCUCCGCUGACGGUCCGGUGAAGGCGCCCCUCCUUGGUUCUGGUUUUCACACCAGUGUUGGUAAAGAGUCCAGAGCUCAGACGCUGCAGAGCGGUAAGCGUCAGAUCCACCACCUGGGCAGCCAGCUGCAGCUCAACCAGCACUGUCUGGACACGGCGUUUAACUUCUUCAAGAUGGUGGUCAGCAAACAUCUGACCCGCGGACGCAAGAUGGAGCACGUCAUCGCCGCCUGCCUCUACCUGGUGUGUCGCACUGAGGGGACGCCACACAUGUUGCUGGACCUGAGCGACCUUCUGCAGGUGAACGUUUACAUCCUGGGAAAAACCUUCCUGCUGUUGGCUCGAGAACUCUGCAUCAACGCUCCCGCCAUCGAUCCGUGUCUCCUGAUCCCUCGGUUUGCUCACAUGUUGGAGUUCGGAGUGAAGACUCAUGAGGUUUCCAUGACGGCUCUUCGUCUGGUUCAGAGGAUGAAGAGGGACUGGAUGCACACAGGACGCCGACCCUCUGGACUCUGUGGAGCAGCUCUCCUGGUAGCGGCUCGGAUGCAUAAGUUUCGUCGUACAGUGAAGGAUGUGAUUGGUGUGGUGAAGGUUUGCCAGGCGACUCUGAGGAAGAGGUUAACAGAGUUUGAGGACACCCCCACCAGUCAGCUGACCAUCGAUGAGUUCAUGAGAGUGGAUCUGGAGCAGGAAUGUGACCCGCCCUCCUUCACCGCCGCUCAGCACAAGACCAAGAUGCAGCAGCUGGAGCAGGAGCUGGCCCGGAAGCUGAAUGAGGUUGAAGGAGAGAUCAGCUGCUACCAAGACGAGAUCGAGACCGAGCUGGAGAAGAGCCGACCCAAACUGAGAGGAAUCUAUGCUGCGUACACCAAAGAAAUCGACCCUCAGGACGAGGAGUCUUUGAUCUCUGACCCUGAGGAGUUGGAGGUUGAAGAUGAUGAGCUCCAAGCCGCCACCCAACAUCUGACACAGGACUUCCUGUGUCACGUGAUCCAGGAAGAGGAGGGGCGGGGCAAAAAAACAGAUGACAGUGUCGGCGAGAAGGAGGCUGGGCCAGAGCACGAGGGGGAGGGGCCUCCACGUCACACUGCCCCUCUGGCUGUCAUUCUUGGGAAGCUGCCGAGGGUCGCCAGCCUGGGCCUCCAGCAGACUUUCCAGACCUUCAGCAAAUUAGAAACAGACAGCCAACCAGAUGACGAGCACUCUGAGAGUGGAGACCUGGAUCUGGAUGGUAUUGAUGAUCAGGAGAUUGAUAAGUACAUCCUGAACGAGAAGGAGGUUCAGGUGAAGACGGAGCUGUGGAUGCAACAGAACAAAGACUAUCUGAAAGAGCAGAGCGAGAAAGAGGAAAGGAUAAGGAAAGAGAAGGAGCGGGGGACAUAUAAAGAGAAGCCCAAGAAGUCCAAGAAGAAGAAGGAGAUGAUCCAGGCAUCGACAGCGAACGAGGCCAUUGAGAAGAUGCUGGAGAAGAAGAAGAUCUCCAGUAAGAUCAACUAUGAUGUCCUCAGAGACCUGAACAGUCGAGGGACAGGAAGCGGAGGGGGCAGCAGUCCCAGCAGAGCCUCUGACCCCCCCGAUAGCGCCGUACAAAAACGACUCAGCCGUCGUCGCCGCAAGAAGACGGGCAGCAGCAACCUGGACCUGGCCAACACAGCUAGCAUGAUGGGGAAGAGGCUCCGCCCCCUCCUGUCCUCCACGUCAAAGAAGAAGAAACCUGCCUCCCAGGCAGAGAACGCUGCCACUGUGACAACCAAUACCACAACAGAGGCAGCUGCUGAGCCAACCCCCGAACCCGAACCGGACCCUGAACCAGACCAUUGCUCUGCCCCCAUGGAAGAGGAGGAGGAGGAGGAGGAGGAAGAGGAGGUGGAGGUGGAGGAGGAGUGUGUCAGUGCUCUGCAGCUUGUAGGAGAUUACGGCUGUGAGGCAGAGGAGGAGGAAGUCUUCUAGCUCCGUCCUGAUGACCUUUGACUUCCCCAUCUGGUUUGACCUUUGACCCCUGGCAGCUCCACUGAGACGCUUCAGCGUUACAAAAAUCAAUGAAAAACUAUCAGUGAUAAAUUAAAUUCAGUCUAAUCAUCGAUCAGUAAAAGCAUCGCAGCACUGGAAAUGAUUUGGAUGAAACUGAAGUUGAUUUGAAAUCAUUUUGAUCAUAUGAAAUUGAUCGCUGAUCAUCUUUAGUGGAUUUUUCUAACAUUGAAGCUCUCAUGUUGUUCAUAUUGUAAAAAGCUUUCAUUCAGAUGUUUGUGUAUUUUUAUACCUUGAAUGACUGUAAAUAUGAAAUUAUUGUUCCACAUUCAUGAAAUCUUUCAGACUUAAACUACAGUUUCUUCAUGUUUAGUUUUGAUGAUCUGGAAAAUAAUUUGUUAAAGGACUGAAACAUCAAACUGUUUUAAUAUUUUUUAUGUUUCUUAUGUACUUUGGUAGAUUUUCUUGUUCUUAUGUAUAUUUUUUUUAGGAUUUUGUGUAAAUUGUGUGUAUUUUAAACUGAACAUUGUGUCUUUGUUGCUCCACGUGUAAAAAGAGACAAAAACAAUAAUGAAAAAAGAAAGCAGAGAAUAAAGAAACUGACAACAGUA